AUGAUUGUGCACUCCCGUGUGCCCGUGCCAGCCGUGGCGACCCUGCUGUUCGUGGUGGUGCUGUUCAUAGUCUGGACUAACUUCCCCACCCCGAGCCCCUCGGACCUCUGCCCAUCACCUGAGGAUAAAGUGCACGUGCUCCUGCUGUCGUCAUGGCGAUCGGGCUCUUCGUUUUUGGGCCAGGUCUUUAACCAGCACCCAUCAGUGUUUUACCUGAUGGAGCCGGCGUGGCACGUGUGGACGUGGCUCCGGCGGCCCAGCGCUCGCAGCCUGCGCAUGGCGGUGCGGGACCUGAUGCACCGCGUCUUCCACUGCGACCUGGGGGUGAUGGACUCCUACAUGCCGCCCCACUACAACACCUCGCACCUGUUCAUGUGGAGCCGCAGCCAGGCGCUGUGUUCGGCGCCGCUCUGCCCCCUCAGUCAGGGUCGACAGGCCACGUGGAACAAGGACUGUGAGACGCGCUGCUCAAGUAUCAGCAUGAACCUGGCCGGGAAGGUGUGUCGCACCUACAGCCACGUGGUGCUGAAGGAGGUGCGCUUUUUUGAGCUGGAGUCCCUGUACCCUCUGCUGCAGGACCCCACGCUCGACCUCCGCAUCCUGCACCUGGUACGGGACCCGCGGGCGGUGUAUCGCUCCCGGAUGAAGUCGGUGAAUGCGCUGGAGUACGACAGCUCCUUCGUUCUGGAGACGCAGAAAUCUCUAAAGCCGGACGACCAGAAACUGGUCAUGCAGGAGGUGUGCAGGAGCCACAUCCGCAUCCACAAAACCGCCACCGAGAAAGCUCCCGCCUUUUUAAAGGGCCGCUACAAGCUGGUGCGCUACGAGGACAUCGUGGAGGACCCGCUAACGGCAAUUAAGGACAUUUACGAUUUCACCGGCCUGGAGAUGACGGAGACUCUGGAGAAGUGGAUCUACCGGAUCACCCACGGAAAGGGCAUGGGAUCCGCCUUCCAGAUCACUGAGCGCAGCGCCACGGACGUCUCCCAGGCCUGGAGGAAGAGCUUAGCGUUCACCGAGGUGCAGAAGGUCCAGGAGGUCUGCAGGAGCGCCAUGUCGCUGCUGGGUUACCGCCUGGUUCACAGCGAGGACGAGCAGAAGCUGCUGGACCUGGACCUGACCCAGGACGAGGGUUUGAACUUCAGCUGGUCGUCCUCCAACAGAACCUUCAACCGCCAGCCGCUGUUUUAAUAAUAAGUGCGUCUGAGCUGGACGUCUCCUCGCCAGCGGUCAGCGAGUCGGUAUUUAUGUAGACAGGUGGGCAGAAAGAACGUAAAUAAUGAGCCAGAGUUCCUCAGAACGACGUCACGUCACGACCUGCAGGUCAAGUGCCAAGAGAGACAAACACGGAGAGAUUCGCUUCAAUUAUUUAUACAAGAACUGGGUACGACAGGAAUGUGUGUGUGUGUGUGUGUGUGUGUGUGUGUAUAUGAAUAUAAGAAUAUUGAAUGUUUAAGUUUUGAAUGGUUUUUUUUUGUCGUCUUUGAUGUUUGUGGUGUUUUAUGGAGUUGAGAAUGUUCCCCCCUACCACUGACCUGCUGGACCUCAGAACGUGUUUGGAAUCGAAAAGAUUUUUUAUUUGAAUCACUUUUAUAAUCAGCUGGUUUAUUUGAUCUUUAUAGGAUUUUAUAUGAUGGGACUUUGAUCAAAUCUUGAUUUAUUUAUAAUAAAAGAUUUAAUAUUUGAUUUGA
This is a messenger RNA of Trichomycterus rosablanca, 1691 nucleotides long. RefSeq names its product carbohydrate sulfotransferase 6 (gene chst6). Bases 1 to 1191 code for a protein of 396 amino acids. Lineage: Eukaryota; Metazoa; Chordata; Actinopteri; Siluriformes; Trichomycteridae. Gene Ontology annotation, molecular function: N-acetylglucosamine 6-O-sulfotransferase activity. Gene Ontology annotation, cellular component: trans-Golgi network; Golgi membrane. The transcript has a single exon. Gene Ontology annotation, biological process: sulfur compound metabolic process; N-acetylglucosamine metabolic process; carbohydrate metabolic process. The record is from RefSeq and is a predicted model, not a curated record.